UGACUUGCAUAACACGAAAAGACUGCUCGAAUGGGUGAAGCCAAAGGUAUAAGUGAUCGACGCGUACAUAACGCGAUGCAACUCGAGACAAUCAUCUCUUGUAUAGCGUGAGCGGCAGCUGCGGCGAAAGGCUCCGUCUUUGCCGAUCACCGCAACGUCAUUGAAGUCAUGUCGACGGAAUUUCCACUAAAUACAGUAUCAAUGCGCGGUAGAUAAAACACUUCCCUCUGAAAGCAACCGGCGUAGGUCUUGCAUCUCUCCCGAUUCCCAAAUACCGCACAAUCAGCCAAAAUGUCUCCUCCACGUGUGGCCUGGAUUGGCCUGGGCAACAUGGGCCGCGGCAUGGUCAAGAACAUUGUGGAAAAAGGCAGCUACACGGCCCCGGUGCUCAUCUACAACCGCACAGCAGCCAAAGCAGAGAAGUUCGCCUCCUCCCUCAACGCCGGCGACAAGGUCAAAGUCACCGACUCGAUUGAGGAAUGCGUCAAGCAAGCCGACUACAUCUUCACCUGCGUGGGCGACGAUGCCGCCAUCGAAAGCACCAUCGACACCGCCCUCAAAGUGCCCGAGGCGAAGGGCAAGCUGUUCAUCGACUGCUCCACCAUCCACCCCGACACGACCAACAAACUCGCCAAAACGAUCAACGACAAGGGCGCCGAAUUCGUCGCCUGCCCCGUCUUCGGCGCCCCUCCCAUGGCCGAGUCGGGCAAGCUCAUCACCGUCCUCGCCGGCCCCAAAGCCCAAGUCGACAAAGUGAAGCCCUUCUGUCAGGACGUCAUGGCGCGCGCCGAAGUGGACUUUAGCGACCAACCGCAAGGCGCCGCCACCCGCCUGAAAAUCAUCGGCAACACCUUCAUCCUCAACAUGGUCGAGAUCUUGUCCGAAAGCCACGUGCUGGCUGAGAAGUCGGGCCUCGGUUCGGAUAACUUGCACAAGUUUAUUGAGACUAUGUUUGGCCCGCCGUAUUCUGCUUAUAGCAAUCGGAUGAUUACGGGGGAUUACUAUACUCGCGAGGAGCCGGCGUUUUCGGCCAAGUUGGCGAGGAAGGAUUAUAACCAUGCCAAGUCGUUGGCAGACACGCACGGCGUGCAGUUAAAGGGGUUGAAUGUGGCGGGGCAGCAUUUGUUGGAUGUCAUUGACAAGAAGAAUGACAAGGGCGACUUGGCGGGCAUCUAUGGUGUUGUACGGGAGGAGGGAGGCUUAAAGUUUGAGAACCAAAAGUGAAGGACGUAGAUCCUCGACAAUAAGAAUAGACGUAGUGUACCAUCUCCCUUCAGUCAGGUGCUUUGACAUCCGCCCAGCUCGCCUGAAUACUGCGGCAUACACCGACGUAAUCUUCCCACCGCUCCUGAUUCUCCACCACCCCCUCUCCCGUCCAGAACAUGGUCCAAUUCGUCCCGGGAAUCUGCCAAUGCCCAUCUGCGCGCUCAAUAUACCACUUGUUCACGGGGUUGUCUUUUCGACUGCGCCAGCACACGCCUUGAGGGAAGCCAGUGCGCACCAUUGCUUGAAAGAGG
This is a messenger RNA of Neohortaea acidophila, 1517 nucleotides long. RefSeq names its product NAD binding domain of 6-phosphogluconate dehydrogenase-domain-containing protein. The transcript has a single exon. NCBI's taxonomy places the organism in Eukaryota, Fungi, Ascomycota, Dothideomycetes, Mycosphaerellales, Teratosphaeriaceae. The record is from RefSeq and is a predicted model, not a curated record. The coding region runs from base 292 to 1224 and encodes 310 amino acids. Gene Ontology annotation, molecular function: NAD binding; oxidoreductase activity, acting on the CH-OH group of donors, NAD or NADP as acceptor; NADP binding.